This is a messenger RNA of Musa acuminata AAA Group (dessert banana), 813 nucleotides long. Its product is annotated as GTPase activating protein 1. The transcript has 3 exons. The coding region runs from base 83 to 571 and encodes 162 amino acids. The record is from RefSeq and is a predicted model, not a curated record. NCBI's taxonomy places the organism in Eukaryota, Viridiplantae, Streptophyta, Magnoliopsida, Zingiberales, Musaceae.
UUUCGUCGCAUUCUGCUGCGCGGGAGGAGAGCGGACGACGGUGGGGGGCGGGAGAGGUUGAGGGAUCGGCGGUGGAGAGCACAUGCUGGGGCUGCUCAAGGUGCGGGUGCUGCGGGGUGUGAACCUCGCCGUACGGGACUUGCGGAGCAGCGACCCCUAUGUCAUCCUCAAGAUGGGCAAACAGAAACUGAAGACUCGGGUGAUAAAGCGUAAUACUAAUCCCAUUUGGAAUGAGGAGCUGACACUUUCUGUUGAAGAUCCUGCCCUUCCAGUGAGACUUGAGGUGUAUGACAAGGACACAUUCAGCCUGGACGAUCCUAUGGGCAAUGCUGAGUUUGACAUACGUCCAUUUGUGGAAGCUGUGAGGAUGAACUUGCAAGGCGUUCCAAAUGGCACCAUGAUAACAAAGGUGGCGCCGAGCAGGCAAAACUGCUUGGCCGACGAGAGUGCCAUAUACUGGUCAGAUGGCAAGGUGCUUCAGGACCUCGUCCUUCGCCUUAAAGAUGUCGAACGCGGUGAAGUGGAACUGCAGCUGCAAUGGGUCAGCAUUCCAGGCGCCAGCGGCCUCUAACUAUUUGGAGCAUCGUCGAUCUUGUGCACCUGCCUUGACAUAUCCUGUUUGUUUAUAAGUCUUAAGAGGAAACUUGUAUCAUGUAUGUGAGUCGUCUAUACGUGUAUAACUAGAAUCAGAUGCUGCGGCAUCUACCACUACCACCAGAACAGGCAGCUGAGUCGAAGUUCAGCUUAUUUUGCACCGCACCUUGUCGUUUUAACUCUUGCUAUCAAUUAAAAUGGAUCUAUUAUUGUGUUUUA